ACCCCGAGAGCCUGUGCUUCAUUGCAGAGUUCGCAUGGAAAUCUGUUGCAUCAACACCACAACGAAAACCAAGCGAUGGAAUCCUUUGAGUUUGGAUGAGUCUUGAAGGAGGCCCGAGGGGAGUCCACAGUGUUGACCAGAGAGAAGUUGUGGUGGCCGAGCGGACGGCGGACGUUCGCCGGAACGAGCAGCUGUCAAGUGUCAGUCAAGCGGGGCGGCGCUCUCUUAACCCCUCACUGCAGCUGCAUCGCACCACACCACCUCGUCCUUAUCAUCGCUAUUAAGAACCCCCAGCUGAGAACCAUGUCGCACUCGCACUCGCACUCCCACGACAAUAUCGCCGACCAUGGCCACUCGCACGAGAUCCUCGACGGCCCGGGCUCCUACAUCAACCGCGAACAGCCGCUGUACGAGGGCCGUGACUGGAGCGACCGGGCCUUCACAAUUGGGAUCGGAGGCCCCGUCGGGUCAGGAAAGACAGCUCUCAUGCUAGCACUCUGCCGCGCCCUUCGCGAGGAAUACAACAUUGCGGCCGUCACCAACGACAUCUUCACCCGCGAAGACGCCGAGUUCCUCACGCGCAAUAAAGCUCUCUCGCCCGAGCGCAUCCGCGCCAUCGAAACAGGCGGGUGCCCGCACGCCGCCGUCCGCGAAGAUAUCAGCGCCAACCUCCUCGCCCUGCAGAACCUCCACCGCCAAUUCCAAACCGACCUCCUCCUCAUCGAGUCCGGCGGCGACAACCUCGCCGCAAACUACUCGCGCGAACUCGCCGACUUCAUCAUCUACGUCAUCGAUGUUGCUGGUGGUGACAAGGUACCCCGCAAAGGCGGGCCCGGCAUUACAGGCUCCGACCUGCUGGUCGUGAACAAGAUUGAUCUUGCAGAGGCUGUGGGCGCGGAUAUCUCGGUGAUGGAGCGGGAUGCGGCGAAGAUGCGAGAGGGCGGGCCGACGGUCUUUGCGGUUGUGAAGAGGGAUGAGGGCGUUGAUCAUAUUGCCAACCUUAUUCUCAGUGCGUGGAAGGCUAGUGGUGCAUAUGAGCUUAGUCUGCAGCGGUGGAAGAAUGGGGGGCAACGGGGAUCUGGAGCUGUUGAUGCUUAGGUGGGAACCCUUGCCUAUAUGUUGGUUAAGCAUAGUAUCAUGAAUAUAAAACGAGGGCCUUUUCACUUCUAUUGCGAAGCACUGCGGCAUAAUUCCCCACUGUCUUCAGAUGUACAACGUUUUACAGAUAUGAUUGGUAGUCACUAAAACAAGAGAAUUGCUCAUAACGAAAUAGUCGAUCC
This is a messenger RNA of Aspergillus versicolor CBS 583.65, 1280 nucleotides long. RefSeq names its product urease accessory protein UreG. The record is from RefSeq and is a predicted model, not a curated record. NCBI's taxonomy places the organism in Eukaryota, Fungi, Ascomycota, Eurotiomycetes, Eurotiales, Aspergillaceae. Bases 304 to 1098 code for a protein of 264 amino acids. Gene Ontology annotation, molecular function: nickel cation binding; GTPase activity. The transcript is spliced from 3 exons.